Messenger RNA from Cucurbita maxima (winter squash), 2188 nucleotides. Its product is annotated as pollen-specific leucine-rich repeat extensin-like protein 3. The record is from RefSeq and is a predicted model, not a curated record. The transcript is spliced from 2 exons. Gene Ontology annotation, molecular function: protein binding. The coding region runs from base 245 to 2188 and encodes 647 amino acids. NCBI's taxonomy places the organism in Eukaryota, Viridiplantae, Streptophyta, Magnoliopsida, Cucurbitales, Cucurbitaceae.
CAUUGAAAAGACCACCGAAAAACGAACUCAACAAACUCGGGAGGAUUUCAAUGGGAAUCGGCUAUAUUCGGAAAAUGACUGUUGGGCACGGCGGAAAAGCAUCUGGACCACCGAAGCGACCCACUCCCCUCCAGUAUAAAACACCGCCGGAGUCCCCAUUAAUCUUCAUCCCAUUCCAAACAUUCCGUUGUAGGCAUCUAUCCAAGGAGGCAGCAGUAGUUUGAGGAAGUUUAGAUAGUACAAGAUGAAGGGCUUGGGCUGUUGUUUGUUUAUCUGUGUUCUUCUGUCAUCAUUUUCAAUUUUGUCUACGGCGCUUACUGAUGCGGAAGCUUCUUUCAUUGCCGGCCGCCAACUUCUAGCCCUGCAUAUGAACGAAGAUUUGCCUGACAAUUACGAUCCCAAGGUCGAAAUCAAUGAGACCUUUGCCAAUCCAAGGCUCCGACGGGCAUACGUUGCGCUUCAAGCCUGGAAGGUGGCUAUUUAUUCAGACCCUUUAAACACCACCGCCAAUUGGGUUGGCGCUGAUGUCUGCCACUACACUGGAGUUUACUGCGCUACUGCUCUCGACGACUCCACCGUCGAAGUCGUCGCCGGCAUUGACCUUAACCACGCCGACAUUGCUGGUUACCUGCCGGUCGAGCUCGGUCUGCUUGCCGACAUAGCCUUAUUCCAUAUCAACACCAACCGAUUCUGCGGGAUCAUCCCAACCAGCUUCUCGAGGAUGACUCUGCUUCACGAGCUCGACCUUAGCAACAACCGAUUUGUUGGCUAUUUUCCUGAGGUGGUUGUGAGGAUUCCUAAUCUGAAAUUUCUUGACCUCAGGUUCAAUAAUUUCGAAGGCCCAUUGCCUCCUCAACUUUUCAACAAGACACUCGAUGCCAUUUUCCUUAACAACAACAGAUUCACCUCCAACAUUCCCGAUACUUUUGGGGAUUCGCCGGCGUCGGUGAUUGUGUUUGCCUACAACCAUUUCACGGGAUGCGUUCCGAGCUGCAUUGGAAAAAUGGGGAACACACUGAACCAGUUGGUAAUGUUGAACAAUGAUUUCGCUGGUUGUUUGCCCCCUGAAGUUGGGAUGCUUGGGAAUGCCGUGGUUUUCGAUAUUUCCGCCAACAUGUUUAGUGGGAUCUUGUCCAAGAGCUUCGAUGGCCUAAAGAAGGUCGAGAUUUUGGAUAUUUCUAACAAUUCCUUGACUGGGGUUGUGGAGGAAGGCUUGUGCAACUUGCCCAAAUUGGCUGAAUUCACCUUCUCUAACAAUUUCUUCAAUGGCGAGGCGGAGAAGUGCGUGCCGCAGAGUAGAAAGGAUGUUGUGUUCGAUGAUACUGCAAAUUGCUUGCCCGAGAGGCCCAAGCAGAAGGCGGCCGAGGCAUGUACUCCGGUGACCAGCAAGAGUGUUGAUUGCAGUAAGGCUAUGUGCGGCGGAGGAGCGCCAUCGCCGUCGUCGAUGCCGUGGCCAUGGAAGUCACACUCACCACACACACCACAAACCCCAGGACGUAUUCAUCAUCCUCUUUCUCCACCUUCAUUACACUCCCAACCACCAACGCCCUCAUCACCCCAACCACCAGUUCACUCUCACACACCAUCGGCCUCAUCACCCCAACCACCGGUUCACUCUCACACCCCAGCUGCCUCAUCACCCGAAGCACCAGUCGACUCUCACACCCCAGCAGCCUCGUCACCCGAAGCACCAGUCUCUCACACCCCGACAGCCUCGUCACCCGAGGCACCAGUCGACUCUGAGACCCCGGCGGCCCCAUCUCCAGAGGCACCAGUCGACUCUCACACCCCGGCAGCCUCGUCACCAGAGGCACCAGUCGACUCUAAGACCCCGGCGGCCCCAUCCCCCGAGGCACCAGUCGACUCUGAGACCCCGGCGGCCCCAUCCCCCGAGGCACCAGUCGACUCAAAGACCCCGGCGACCCCAUCCCCCGAGGCACCAGUCGACUCUGAAACCCCGGCUGCCCUAUCACCCGAGGCAACAGUCGACUCUGAAACCCCGGCUGCCCCAUCCCCCGAGGCAACAGUCGACUCUAAAACCCCGGCUGCCCCAUCCCCCGAGGCAACAGUCGACUCUGAAACCCCGGCUGCCCCAUCCCCCGAGGCAACAGUCGACUCUGAAACCCCAGGUGCCCCAUCACCCGAGGCAACAGUCGACUCUGAAACCCCAGGCAACAGUCGACUCUGA